Molecule: messenger RNA, 807 nt
Organism: Drosophila ficusphila
Lineage: Eukaryota; Metazoa; Arthropoda; Insecta; Diptera; Drosophilidae
Product: ER membrane protein complex subunit 7 homolog
Exons: 1
Coding region: 66-752 (228 amino acids)
Cellular component (GO): EMC complex
Source: RefSeq, a predicted model, not a curated record
UCUCCCUUCAAAGCUGGCAGAAAAUAUAUUCAAAGCACAUUGGAAAAAUUUUCAAACCCACAAAAAUGUAUAAAAUUGUUGUGAUUCUAUCUAUACUUUCUCUGAGCAGCGCCCUCGUUGAACGAGAGUACCUUCCUCGAGUGAAGGAAAGCAAGGCAGGGGUUCUGUACACCAUCGAAGGAAUCGUCUUGCCCGCCGAGAAGAAGCUGAAUCUUCCGAAAACCUGGGUAAGGGACAUCACCGUGUCGAUCAACAACGGAGAGCUGAAGGGAUUCGUGCGAUUGGACCGACGCUUUUCGAUAUCCGGAGUUCCGAGCGGGAGUCACGUGCUGCAGAUCGAGCACCCGGACAUCCACUUUCAGCCUGUGAUAGUGGAGAUAAAUGCAAGGGGGAAGUACCGGGCUCGCAAGGUGAACUACGUCCAGCCAUCGGUGGUCGUCCAGGUGCCCUAUCCACUGCGUCUGCUGCCCCUCCACCGCCGGAAGUUCUUCAGGAACCGGGAGCAGUGGCACGUCGUCGACCUCAUCCUGAACCCGAUGGUUCUGGUCAUGGUGCUGCCACUCCUGCUCAUGCUGGCCAUUCCCAGGAUCAUCAAGGACCCGGAGGCGAAGAAGGAGCUGGAGAGCAUUCAGCUACCCAAGAUCAAGGACCUUCCGGACUUCAGCGACAUGCUCGUCUCCUUCCUUUCGGGCCAAAGGCCACCAGAUCCGGAGGUCAAGGAGGUCGCCAAGAAAGCCUCCAAGAAGAACUAACGAAAUUGUGAUUCCCAACCAAUUAAAGAAUUGCAGCUUGAUAAUUCCAUAAAAA